This is a messenger RNA of Glycine soja, 1069 nucleotides long. RefSeq lists its product as uncharacterized. The transcript is spliced from 2 exons. The coding region runs from base 65 to 760 and encodes 231 amino acids. The record is from RefSeq and is a predicted model, not a curated record. NCBI's taxonomy places the organism in Eukaryota, Viridiplantae, Streptophyta, Magnoliopsida, Fabales, Fabaceae.
CAGUGUGCACUUAAUUAAGGUGAACACAAGAGGGAUUCAACCAGCUGAAAGAGUGAGUUUUUAGAUGGAGUGGAGAAACUACUAUAUGGAUGUGAUAUUUGUGCCAUUUGGGUUAGGAAUCAUACUAGCAUAUCAUGUGUGGCUAUGGCACAAGAGCCGGACACAGCCCUUCACCACAACCUUUGGAAUAGAUGCUGAUGGUCGCCGAUUAUGGAUCCCUGCCAUGAUGAAGGACAUUGACAAAAAGAACAUCGUAGCAAUUCAAUCUCUUCGAAACCUAAUCAUGGGAUCAACCCUUAUGGCCACAACAUCCAUGCUCAUCUGCACGGGCCUAGGAGCAGUUAUAAGCAGCACUUACAGUGUUAAAAAUGUAAUCAACGACACAAUUUUUGGAGCACACAGUGACUUUAUGGUGGGACUGAAAUAUGCCAUCAUCCUUGCAAUAUUAUUAUUCUCGUUUCUAUUUCACACUUUCUCUAUAGGGUUUCUCAAUCAAGUGAAUAUCCUUAUUUGCACCCCACAAGAUGUCAAGUCUUUAGUGACCUUGGAAUAUUUAACUCAACUUUUGGACAAGGCCAUCUUAUUGAACACGGUAGGGAACAGGCUUUUCUAUUCGGCACUUCCCCUUUUACUUUGGAUCUUUGGACCUGUGCUAACUUUCUUCUCUUCAAUGGCAAUGGUGCUUAUAUUAUACAACCUCGAUUUUCUGGCUGGGAAUAGCAACAGCAAGAUAGAGGUCUUUAUCCCAAAUGGCAUUUGAGAGUAAAAAAAUGUUUGGAUUUAAGUUUCGAAAGUAUUUUUAUAAAUUUCAAUCUAUAUACAAUAAAAAAAUUUAAGGUAUCAAAUGAAUAAGGAAGAAAUUAUUGCUUCUAAAGUAAAAGAAUUUUCGAAAUCUUCCAAGUUCUAUCCAAACAUAUGCAAAAGCGUUUAAGCCCGUAUCGAUCUCCGUCUUGUCAUGGGCAAACAAAAGGAAACAAGUUUGCUUUUAUAUCUAUUGUUAAUUCAUAGUUAGAAUAUUCUCCAUAAUGUGUCUCACCCAAAAUUCUACAUGAGCAGUAUUAUGUUUAUA